CGUGGAGGAAGGUUCUUUCGUAAUUUUUUUUCAAUUGUGCCCUCACCAGGUUUAUACCAAGGACUCAAAGCUUCACGACGAGAUGGUUGAGGUUUGGGAGGUGCUUCUGGUGCUGCUGGCGGCUACGAGUGCGGUGUUCGUUGGCGCUCACCUGCUGGCCUGCUACCUGCGAAGGGCGAAGUUUGUGCGAAUGGUGAACAAGCUACCAGGACCGCCCGCCUACCCUAUAUUCGGAUGCUGCCUCGAAUUCAUGGGCUUGCCCAAGCACCGGAUGUUAGAGGCUUACCUGGAGCGCAACAAGAAGUACGGGCCCAUCUUCCGCGGCUGGGUCGGCCCCAUGCCCGUCGUGAACAUCAGCGACCCCGAGUACCUCGAGGUGCUCCUGAGCAGUCCCAAGCACCUGGAGAAGGGAUACUUGUACCAGCUGCUGCAUCCCUGGCUAGGCACAGGUCUGCUCACCAGCACAGGAGACAAGUGGCGCCGCCACAGGAAACUCAUCACGCCGGCCUUCCACUUCUCCAUCCUGCACAACUUCGUGGAGGUAUUCGCCGAAAAAAGCGAGGUGCUGGUCCACAUUCUGCAGAGACACGCCGAUGGCACACCCUUCGAUGUGUUCCCGCUGGUGGCCCGCUGCGCACUGGACAUCAUCUGUGAGACGGCAAUGGGCACUAAGAUAAAUGCACAAGACGAAAAGGAGUCAGAAUAUGUGACAGCUUUGUACGGAGUCUCGGAGGAAGUCUUGUACCGCACACUCCGUCCCUGGUUGCAUCCGGACUGCGUCUACUUCCGCUUGCCGUGUGGCAAACGCAUGAAGAAACACCUCGCUGUCAUACACGGCUUCGCCUAUAAGGUGAGACCUCCUGGACCUCGUCCAAAGCAGGAAGACUCUAUGACAUCCACGUUCUAUGGGUUGAGUGCAGUUCUGUUAUUAGCGCGUGGUGAGAGAAAACACAGUCAUCCACGGCUUCGCCUGGAAGAUGAGACCACCAGGACCUCGUCCGAAGCAGGAAGACUCUAUGACAUCCGUGUUACGUGGGCUGAGUGUAGUUCUGUUGUUAGCGCGUGUAAUAGGUUUUCCACGAGCAACAUUCGGUGUAAAGAAGUCCCAAACCGUCGCAUUUUCUUGGUGUUCCAGAUUAUAGCUGAGAAGAAGAGCAAGCUGGCAGCUAAUGCAACCGCUGAGCAACUAGGACAAGAAACUGUCGAAGGCAAGAAGCGGGCAGCCUUCCUGGACCUCCUGCUGCAGGCGUCCUCCAAGGAGGUGAUGAGUGACGAGGAGCUUCGUGAGGAAGUGGACACCUUCAUGUUCGAGGGAUACGACACUACCACCGUGGCAAUCACCUGGAGUCUGUUCCUGCUGGGGCUGCACCCUGACGUGCAGGCGCGCGUGGCGGAGGAGCAGCACGGGAUCUUCGCGGGCAGCGAGCGCACCGCGAGCAUGCAGGACUUGCAGGACAUGCAGUACCUGGGCCAGGUCAUCAAGGAGGCGCUGCGACUGUACCCCAGCGUCCACUCGGUCUCCCGCCGCGCGGCCUGCGACCUGCAGUUCGGGCAGUACACGGUGCCGGCUGGCUGCACUGUGAGCGCGCUGAUAUACAACACGCACCGCAACGAGCGCCACUUCCCCGAUCCUGACAAGUUCAACCCAGAAAAUUUCUCCACGGAGCGAGUGCGCGCCAGACACCCCUACGCAUACGUGCCUUUCAGCGCGGGCCCCAGGAACUGUAUAGGCCAAAAGUUCGCGAUGCUGGAGGAGAAGAUGGUGUUGUCGUCGGUGCUGCGGCGCUACGAGCUGCGGUCCGUGGAGCCGGAGCAGGGGAACUUGGUCGCGGGAGAAAUGAUCCUGCGGCCCGCUGCUGGCGUCAAGUUGGCGCUCACUCCCCGGGUGUGGGUCUCGCCUUCGUAGUCCGUCCCCUUCUGCACGCCUUCUUGUCCUCACACGGCUCUUUGCUCGGACCAGCUCGCUUCGGCGUUAACCAUUGUCUGCUACGGGACAUUCAGCGGCAUUUCCUUCAUGUGAUAGUUUUCAUUUU
This is a messenger RNA of Bacillus rossius redtenbacheri, 2033 nucleotides long. Its product is annotated as cytochrome P450 4C1-like. The record is from RefSeq and is a predicted model, not a curated record. The transcript is spliced from 13 exons. Bases 83 to 1906 code for a protein of 607 amino acids. Lineage: Eukaryota; Metazoa; Arthropoda; Insecta; Phasmatodea; Bacillidae. Gene Ontology annotation, molecular function: iron ion binding; oxidoreductase activity, acting on paired donors, with incorporation or reduction of molecular oxygen; monooxygenase activity.